Messenger RNA from Agrilus planipennis (emerald ash borer), 2342 nucleotides. RefSeq names its product rho GTPase-activating protein 39 (gene RhoGAP93B). Gene Ontology annotation, molecular function: GTPase activator activity; protein binding. Lineage: Eukaryota; Metazoa; Arthropoda; Insecta; Coleoptera; Buprestidae. The record is from RefSeq and is a predicted model, not a curated record. Gene Ontology annotation, cellular component: cytoplasm; cytoskeleton. The coding region runs from base 252 to 2195 and encodes 647 amino acids. Gene Ontology annotation, biological process: signal transduction. The transcript has 3 exons.
GUUUAUAGAUGGAUAGCGUGUAGCCCAUAACAUAAACGAAAAUAUGUAGUAUUGUUGGCGUUAAAUGAUGAGUUCAAUGAUGGUGUAUAUUAUUAAUUUACGUUUUAAUAAAAGUAUGUAACUUAUUUUCAUAUGCUAUUUCGAAUGUCUUCCAUUAUGAAAGAAAACAUGGUAUUGCAGUCGUUAACUUCAACGUGACAAUUUCCAAAGCAAACCAUUAUAGGCUAUUCUACUUAUUAGAAUGUUAAGAAAUGGCAUCCAACACCUACAGGGUAGAAUGGGUGGAAAUAAUAGAACCAAAAACAAAAGAACAUAUGUAUGCAAAUCUAACAACAGGAGAAUGUGUUUGGGAUCCUCCAGAAGGUGUUCCAGUUAAAAGAACAACAUCUAAUCAGUGGUGGGAACUAUUUGAUUCCAAUACAGCACGUUUUUAUUAUUACAAUGCCACAUCCCAAAGAACAGUUUGGCACAAACCAACUAAUUGUGAUAUUAUACCAUUAGCUAAGUUGCAAUUAUUAAAGCACAAUACAGAUUGCAGAACAGCACCAACAACAACCAAUCAUCAAGGAACACAAACAUGUGACCAACCUGGAAGAAAUCAAUCACUAAGUCUAUCAGCAAGUACACCACAGUUAAGGAGAAAGUCCAGUGAUCUGUGUAGGAGCAGUAGCUUCAGUCAACGUGGUGGAGAUGCUCCUUUAUAUUCAAACUGGCAUGAUUCACACUUGUUACCUUUGGAACACUUUUUACUCAACAACAGUAGAGAUUCUGAAAGUGAUAGAUCAGAUAGUGGAAGUGAAUCACUCACUGGUCAUGAGCCGGAUAAUGAAGACUCAGAUCAAUCAGAAGGGAAUUAUUUACCUCACCGUUUACGUCCUGUACCGGUAGAAUAUCUUAAUCUGCCUACUGCUGUUACUGAACCUCCUCGCCAACAAACUUCUGUGCCUCCAUUAAAACCAGCCCCAGAGCCUCCCUUGCAACCAGAAAGAGAAGCUGAUAUGGAAAAGUUUGCAGCUGAUAACUUAAACUUAGGUGGUAGAGGUUUAUUUAGAAGAAAAACCAGUGUAAGGGAACUUCUAAGUUGGACUUCUCGCGGUUUAACACGUCCGCUUCUAGCUUCUAGUAAACCCUUAGCCAAGCAAGCUUUGGAUAUGUUUAGGCAAGUCCAAAUGUAUAUGGGAGACCGUAAAGCAAGACCUGGAACAUCUCUUAAUUCUUUGUUAGUAGAAAUUAUUAAUUUGGCUCAUGCACAACCGGUCUUAAGAGAUGAACUAUUUGUACAGUUGUGUAAACAAACAACUGAAAAUCCUCGAAGAGAAUCGUUAGUAAGGGGAUGGGAAUUGUUAACUAUCACUUUGGCCUUUAUACCUCCCAGUUCAACUUUCCAGCCUGCAUUACUUGGUUACCUAAAUAGACAUAGAGAUCCUACAUUUGCUAGGUGUUUUCCGGACGUCUCACGUUGGCCUAUUCACGUUCAGGUAAGCCACUAUGCAACGGUAGCGUGUCAAAGGUUGGAGCGAAUAGGAGUGGGAGGUAAAAGAUCUGCACGUCGUCCUCAAAUGGAUGACGUAGAGUCUGCCAGAAGUCAAAUAUUUCAAGCUAGUCUUUUUGGUAACACUUUAAGAGAAGUAAUGCAAUUACAGGCGAGUCGCUGGCCAAAUAGGCGUUUGCCCUGGCCGCAAGUAGAAUUGUCGCAACAAGUUUUGCGCCUUCAUGGAUUGAACACUGAAGGAAUAUUCAGAGUAUCCGCUGACGUUGACGAAGUCUCGAGAUUAAAAGCCCAAAUGGAUAAAUGGAAUUUUAGUGAACCAAGCGACGCUCAUGUGCCAGCUAAUUUAUUGAAGUUAUGGCUAAGAGAAUUGUAUGAACCCCUUAUACCAGAUUCUCUUUAUCCAGAAUGUGUAGCAGAACCAAUGACCGGCAGAAGAGCCUGCGACUUGGUUCUACGUUUACCAACGUUACACCGUCUCGUUCUCUGCUACCUCAUUCGUUUUUUACAAAUGUUCAAUAAACCUGAUGUGGUUCAACAUACCAAAAUGGACGCAUCAAAUUUAGCGAUGGUCUUUGCACCUAACUGUCUUAGAUGUACAGCCAGCGAUCCCCACACUAUUUUUGAUAACGCUCGAAAAGAAAUGACUUUCAUGCGUUGUCUUAUUCAAGAAUUAGAUACUGAUUGUGUUCGCGAUAUGAUUUGACCCCUUUUGUUUUUAUUUAAACUUGUAAGAAAAGUAACAUGCACUGUAUUUAAAAGUCGGAUCUUGCUCUCCUAUUCUGACUAUUUUUGUGUAACCAGUUUAGGACCUGAUUCAUUUUACCUGAUUGCAAAUAAAUAAUAAUAUUAG